AUGGUCUCCUUCUUUGGCCUCAGAUUUGGAGGCGACAAGAAAAAGGGCCUAGCCAAGUCUGGCGACAAAAAAGGCCAAGACAAUUGGAAAGGGAUUGAUCAAAGCGGGCUACCUCGAGGCCAGUUCUACGGCGCUCCGCAGCACAAUGAACACCUUGCCCGUCCCGGCACCUCAUACUCGACAAAGGGCCCUACCAACUGGCGCCAGACAUUCAAAGGCUUCGGUGCCAACUCCUCCAUGGUCGACCUAUCCACUCCCAUGCGCAAAGAAAGUGUCAGCAGCCUACGUCAUCAGCCCUCUGAAGCCAAUUUCCGGAAUCCAUGGAAGAACAGCAGCACUGCGAAUCUCCCUAUGCUCUCCGCUCUUGGCGGAAGUGGUCUUCGAGUCGGAACCCCGGAGCGACCUUCCACAGCUGGCGGCCGCGCAAAGGAGUGGGUGAACCCUCUCGAUGUUCACUUUUGCAAAGACCCAACUGGAGGUCCUCCCUCCCGGUCCAGCAAUGCCGAUGGACCGGCCAAGAGCCCUCUCGCCCUGCAUUUUGGUGUCGACGACGAUGACGAUGUGGCGAAGUCUUCCACCCCCGCGAAAGACAAGACGUCGCUAUCCAAGAACGACACAACCCUCAAUAACGGAUACCCGUCGCCGCCUCAAUCUGUCAACAAUGCCGACCAAACACUCUCACCUUCAUUGUCGGAUUUGUCCGUGGCCGGCAAGCAAAAUGUUGAUCCUUCGUCUCUGCCAUCCCCCGCUGCAUCUGCUCCACGCUCGAGUGAAGAUCGCUGGGAAGCGCCUGUAAUUCGAAAUGUACUAGCGAAGCGAGACACGACUACGUUCCAUUCACCUCGUCGGUGCAGCUUCACUAUGGACUUGGAACAGCAGGAGCUGGAGAGGCUGCGAAAGCAGAGACAGACGGAAGGAUUUGCCGGUAGCUUUGCUGACUUUGACUUUGGCGAAAUCAUCACAACGCAGGCCUCGAUUGAACAGUUCCCGGAGCCGCCGUCAUCAGGCCUAAACGCCACUCCCAAAGCUGAACCCUUUCCCACAUUCACGGAAAAUCAAUCGCCCACAGGCAAACCGGACAGUUCUCUGACCAACGCAGCGAAUACUGCACCGAAGAGACCCGAGCGCAGCCCGAGAAACUCCCAAAUGGACCCAACGUCAAUGAGAAGCAUGAACAACUCGCCAGAACUCGCUUCUACCAAUUUCCAGCUUCCGGUUCCUGCGCCAGUGGAAGCUCCCAGGACAGCCGGCGCCCGACCUGCGACAAGUUAUGGCCGGAUUGGAGGACCCCCCGCGGCUGCUGCCGGCGCGCAUCCUGGUAAUGACCCUGUGACCACAUUCGAGCCGCCGCCUCGGUUGGGGUUCCGUGCUAGACUUGGCUCGGAUGCUAGUAGGCGCCGCAAGGCCCAGCCUCCCAAGCCUUUGAAGACAAGUGCUUCACAGCCUGCACUGCUGCAGAAAAGUGUUUCGCCCUCGGUACAACGCGACGAGCCAAGCCCCAAGUCUCCCUUCCUGCCACCAUCUCUCAGCACCAAUCAUUUGUCUAGCAGUGAAGACACAGAACGAAGCCUUGAUAUCAAGUCGCCGAAGAGUCCGUACACAAAACCUACGCUGGAAGGCGACUUUCCAGUCUCGAAAGGUCUUCCUAGAGGACGCCAACCGCCGCGGAGACCCCCGCGAUCGGACGAAGCGCCCUCGCCUGAGCGGCCAGGCUUUUCGUUGCCCGACUGGGGAUUGGUUAACCCGGCCGAGCCCAGACAUUCGGCAAUGCCGCCUCCCCUUAUGACCAUCGGCCAACGACGACCUUCGACCUCUUCUGCCAUCGGCAUGGGUCUUCCAAGUCCCUCUUUUGCAUCGCUGGAGCUUGACAUUUCAAGCUCAGGCGAGAGUCUCACCCAAGCUUUUGAAGAAGCACUCGGAAAGACUCAACUGUCUCCAGGACUGGUCGGUGACUUCUUUACCGUUGACACUAGCAGUGCCAGCCCUACAAAUCCCACCACAAGGGUUGAGGCUAGAAAGGCACCGCCGCGGCCAGCCCCUGUCACUCUUCCGCCAUCCCCCAAGAAAAGCACAGAGCCGCGCUCACCUGCACCAACGCAGAGCGAAUUCGGCAACACUUUUAUCUAG
This is a messenger RNA of Akanthomyces muscarius, 2127 nucleotides long. RefSeq lists its product as uncharacterized. The record is from RefSeq and is a predicted model, not a curated record. Bases 1 to 2127 code for a protein of 708 amino acids. Lineage: Eukaryota; Fungi; Ascomycota; Sordariomycetes; Hypocreales; Cordycipitaceae. The transcript has 2 exons.